AUGGACUUCCAUAUGGUCCCACGGGGAACAGAUCACAACUACACAGGCUUCCUCACCAAAACCAUUGUCUACUCAAGCACCCUGGUGGUGUUUCUAGCUUCAUUCGGUUUAACUAUUAGCGCCAUCGUCAUCCCCAAAUGGGUCAGCUAUCACAGCGAAAAGCCCGCGCACCACUAUUCCUACGGCCUCCACCUCCGAUGCUCCUCCCUCUCCGAUACAUGUGAGCCGUUCCCCGUGCGCGAGGACUGUCAUGGCGAAGACCGAUAUUUCUGCUCCAUGUGGCGCUCCGUGGGCUUCCUGAUGUCCUUUGCCGUCGUGCUGCAAGGCCUGAGUAUCGUCACGUACCUGAUUAUUCUAUCGGGAGGAAAGCGGCUCCGCGAAAACGGGUGGCGCGUAUUGAGUAUAUUUGUCAUACUGUCUGCGGUUAUCCAAGCGGCCAGUAUGUCGAUAGUGGCAUACCUCUUCGAUAACGAGGAUCGCUUCUUUGUUGGCUGGCACUUGGACGAGUCCUGGAUGUUCUGCACCGCUAGUUGGUGUAUCGGUUUGAUUUGCGCUGGCGCGGUCAUUGUUGCGGCGAAGACCUUGCCAUCUGAGGGUGGCUAUGAGCUUAUACCUGAUCAUGAUGAUAUUAGGGUUACUUCGUGA
Messenger RNA from Penicillium verhagenii, 645 nucleotides. RefSeq lists its product as uncharacterized. NCBI's taxonomy places the organism in Eukaryota, Fungi, Ascomycota, Eurotiomycetes, Eurotiales, Aspergillaceae. The coding region runs from base 1 to 645 and encodes 214 amino acids. The record is from RefSeq and is a predicted model, not a curated record. The transcript is spliced from 4 exons.